GUCAGUCUGUCACUGCUUGCGGCAGGGUGUGGACGUCCUUCAAGUCAUUCCCUUUACGUUGAGUGGUUGUCCAGUGGCCCCCUCUUGACGCACUGUGACCAUAAUACACAUAGCGAACACAAAUCUACACACAACUCACACAAAUCCAAGUGACGUUUCCUCAGGCAUUUCCCACCAUUAAAGAACACGAUAAGGCCUUGACGUGAAUUUGCCGCCAUCAUGAAAAUCGUAUUGCCUAAGUUUACUAUCGUCAGGAUGUUUUUCGUGGUGAUAAUUAUACCCACGGCCAUGGUGUUCGUUACCAUAGCCACCAUGCACCAUGAUCCGCGGGAAUACAAGGUGACGGAAGAAGUAUACCUAGAGAUAGAGAUGGACGGGAAGCCUCUCGGGAAGAUGGUAUUCGCGCUCUUUGGUGAGGACGUCCCCCUUACUGUCAACAACUUCGUCACCUUUGCCACCAGAGGCUUCAAUGAUUACUCCUACAAAGGUUCCGCUUUCCAUAGAGUGAUCAAGCAGUUUAUGAUACAAGGAGGUGACGUAGUUAGUGGUGAUGGUAAGGGCAGCAUCUCGAUCUAUGGCCACAGCUUCCCAGAUGAACGACUGGACAUCAAACACGCCACUCCCGGCUUUAUCAGCAUGGCCAAUACUGGGAAGGACACUAAUGGCUGCCAGUUCUUUCAUCACUUGCAUCGCGACGCCUUGGCUGAACGGUCACCAUGUUGUGUUCGGCAAGAUUGUUGAAGGGGAAACUAUACUACACGAGAUAGAACACGUCGCCACGGAUUGGAACGAUCGACCACUCAAGGACGUCAUUAUCUCCAAUUCAGGUCGAAGGGCCGUAAAAGACACUUACUACAUUACUGACGACCCUUACAACAUGAAAGAUUGGCUCAAGACCAUCAGUUUACCCCUGGGGAUGUCCUUCUGCAUCAUCUUAGUAUUCAACCAUUUUAUAAAGAAACUCGACAACUUCAUUAUAGAAGAUGAUGGGAGCAUGGAUGAUGAAGAGACAGCUAAGAAGAAGAGGGAGAAGUACAUGGAGGAGGAGAAGAGGUUGUUGGAAGAAGAGGAGAAGAAGAAGAUAGAGGAAGAUGGGAAGAAGGAGGAAGGGGAUGAGGGAGAGAAGGAGAAGAAGAGGGCUAAUAUAGAAGUCAGGAAACGUGUUGGUAAAGCUGGGGGUAAUGGUGGAAAGGAGUGAGAGAGAGAGAGAGAGAGAGAGAGAGAGAGAGAGAGAGAGAGAGAGAGAGCUAUUGAGAGUAAGUGAGUAAGUGAGAUAGAGAGAAGGAGUAAUGGAAUGUAGACUGAGGUGAAUUAGCUUUAUAUGCUAAUGGAGAGAGAGGAGGAGGAGGGGAGAUGGGUUAAGAGAGAGAGAGAGAGAGAGAGAGAGAGAGAGUACGAGGAGAAAAUAAAAGUAAAUAGUUAUUAUAUUUUUUCUCUAUAAAACAUUGAUAUAAUCUGAUGUUUUAUCCAUUGAAAAAAUACUCACUUAUAAAAGAAUAUGUAGGUUUAAAAUGUUUUAAAUAAAUGAUAACAAAAUGA
Molecule: messenger RNA, 1539 nt
Organism: Homarus americanus (American lobster)
Lineage: Eukaryota; Metazoa; Arthropoda; Malacostraca; Decapoda; Nephropidae
Product: peptidyl-prolyl cis-trans isomerase B-like
Exons: 6
Coding region: 220-741 (173 amino acids)
Biological process (GO): protein folding; protein peptidyl-prolyl isomerization
Cellular component (GO): intracellular membrane-bounded organelle
Molecular function (GO): peptidyl-prolyl cis-trans isomerase activity
Source: RefSeq, a predicted model, not a curated record